Molecule: messenger RNA, 1452 nt
Organism: Rotaria socialis
Lineage: Eukaryota; Metazoa; Rotifera; Eurotatoria; Philodinida; Philodinidae
Source: the annotation of a GenBank genome assembly
AUGGCGCAGUCGAAAUAUGCAUCACGUAAUGUUGAUAAUACAUCUGAACUGAAACAAAAUUUACGAUAUUCCGAUAUCGGUGAUCUACCAGAUCAAACACUAUUACCAAUAGAUGGUUAUCAACAUCGUAAGCGUCUUCCGUUAGAAUUAGCUUUGAAAUCAGUUAAAGAUCUAUCAAAUAUCGAUUCAAAAAUUGAAACAGCUAAAGAAAACUGUCAACAUCCGUCUGACGGUCUCACACGGGAUGAAUCAGCAGCUAUUCAAAUUUACACUAUGGAAUGGUCGCCACAUAAAACAUGUGUUUAUUAUUUGCUAAAUCGAGCAUUACGCUUAGAAAAUCGUGAGCUUUUAAAGCCUUGGUUCAGCUAUUUAAAAUUGAUAUUAUCAGGAUUAUAUAAACUUGAAUCGUUUAAAGGCACUGUUUGGCGCGGCGUUAAAGUCGAUUUAAGUCAAGAAUAUCCAACGGGUGCAACAUUUAUUUGGUGGGGUUUCAGUUCGUGUACUCUCACUUUGGAUAUAUUACAGUCAGAACAAUUUCUCGGAACGACCGGUCCAAGAACACUGUUUAAUAUUUACUGCGAGAACGGAAAAGACAUUCGAUAUCAUUCAUAUAUAAAAAGAGAAAAUGAAAUCCUAUUAUUACCGGGUAGAAAAUUUCGAGUAGUAGGGAAUGUUGAAAUUGCGCCGCAUGCACAUAUCAUAGAAUUGAAAGAAAUAGUUCCGAAAUUUCCGUUAUUAGCUGAUCCUACAGACACGUCCGAGAUAAUAGGUGAAGAUGAUGAUGAGGGUGUCUUACAGUCGAUGGGAACCUAUGUUCAAGAUAUCAUUCGAAAACGUCGUACUAGCUCUAGUAUCGAAAUUAAUGGUCAGCAACUAAAUGAUCAAGAUAUAGAGUUGGUAGCAAAUGAAUUAAAAUCGAAUAGAAAUUGGCUUACAAUGGACUUGGCAUCCAAUUGUAUCACUGAUAGUAGUGUUAAUUAUCUUUGUGAAGGACUAAAUAAUAAUUGUAAACUAUCCGUGCUAUACGUUUGCAAUAAUCGAAUAUCAGAUCGUGGUACAAAAUCAAUUGCAGGAACAUUACAAACGCAGCGCACAUUAAAAGAAUUAAGUUUAGCCAGGAAUGGUAUUACGGAUCGUAGUUGUGGCGCAUUGGCAGAUAUGUUAAAAGUGAAUGAAGCAUUAGAGAAACUUUUAUUAAGUGAAAAUGAAAUUACGGAUAAAGGAAUACAUCAUAUUUUAUGCGCACUAACAAUAAAUGAUAGUUUGAAAGAACUGGAUCUUCGUACAAAUCGGCUCACAGAUAAAUGUAUUGAUGAUAUUGUAGUAAUGUUAGAAAAAAAUUCUACAUUAACAGCACUAAAUUUACAAGAUAAUCAUAUAAGUGAACAUGGUCAACAACGUAUCGAAAAAGCGGCUCAAAAAAAUAAGAAUUUAACUGAAUUACAUCUUUGA